Messenger RNA from Notothenia coriiceps (black rockcod), 2294 nucleotides. RefSeq names its product Cbl proto-oncogene, E3 ubiquitin protein ligase (gene cbl). Bases 750 to 2294 code for a protein of 514 amino acids. Gene Ontology annotation, molecular function: phosphotyrosine residue binding; ubiquitin protein ligase activity; receptor tyrosine kinase binding. The transcript has 11 exons. Gene Ontology annotation, biological process: cell surface receptor signaling pathway; negative regulation of epidermal growth factor-activated receptor activity. Lineage: Eukaryota; Metazoa; Chordata; Actinopteri; Perciformes; Nototheniidae. Gene Ontology annotation, cellular component: plasma membrane; membrane raft. The record is from RefSeq and is a predicted model, not a curated record.
CGGAAGGGGACGUACAGGAAAGGAACAGGGCCGCACAUACACGUCACGGGAGGAAACAAAAAACACUGGGACAUGUUUGAUUCACACAAUUAUUUAUUCACCCCUGUUCUAGUGUAUGUCCGUGAAGAUUUCGCAGUUUCAAGCGCAACUUCCUCCCUUCAGGCAUCGGUGAGUGCUCUCUGUCGUCAGCCCGCAGGGGAGGGCUGACAGUGUCAUACAGCCACUGAACUUCCCGUCAAGACACGGUACAGGCGAAAAUAUCUGCUUCUGCUGCUGACAACAAAAGGGGAACGACAUCGGGGGAACGACAUCGGGGGCUGUCAAGAGGAGAGGACACACUCCAGUCGAGAAGUCUUCUGGGCAGAGAAACGGUGCCAUUGUCCUCCAGCUGAGGCUGAACAGAGUCAGGUCUGGUGCUCUGCUAAUUAGCCUGCGUGGGUCCCUGCAGAGACCGAGCAGCUAGCUGCAGCACAGAGCACAGGGUGUGAGUGACUCUUUGAGCCAUAAUCGGGACAUUUAUCUGACAAACUGAUGCUAGGGUUACUGAUGGGAGCCUUUAUUAAAUAGUCAUCCCUCCCUCCCUAUACCCCCCGUCGGACCCUGGCUCGGAUUCGCCUCUCGGGCGCUGUCCUCGUCGGGGGGUGUCGAUUCACCAUAGCCCGGUCCAGCUGACUCCACGGUCCGGUCCCUCUGACCCUUGCCCUGCCUCGCCUUUCUGCCGCUCUGGCCGACCCUACCCGAGCCCAAACAUGGCAGGGAACCUGAAGAAAGGAGGGGGGCUCAUCGGAUUGAUGAAGGAUGCCUUCCAGCCCCACCAUCACCACCUCCACUCCCAUCACCAGCCCGGGGCCGUAGACAAAAAGACGGUGGAGAAAUGCUGGAAACUAAUGGACAAGGUGGUGCGCCUGUGCCAAAACCCCAAAUUGGCUCUGAAGAACAGCCCCCCUUACAUCCUGGACCUGCUGCCAGACACCUACCAGCACCUGCGCACCAUCUUGUCUCGCUACGAGGGCAAAAUGGAGACCUUGGGGGACAACGAGUACUUCCGGGUCUUCAUGGAGAACUUAACCAAGAAGACCAAGCAGACCAUCAGCUUGUUUAAGGAGGGCAAAGAACGCAUGUACGAGGAGAACUCACAACCCAGGAGGAACCUCACCAAGCUGUCGUUGAUCUUCAGCCACAUGCUGGCGGAGCUUAAGGCCAUCUUCCCCAAUGGUCUGUUUCAGGGUGACAACUUCCGCAUCACCAAGGCCGACGCUGCAGAGUUCUGGAGGCACGCCUUCGGGGACAAGACCAUUGUGCCUUGGAAGAUAUUUCGUCAGUCUCUCCAUGAGUUUCAUUCUAUCAGCUCAGGACUGGAGGCCAUGGCCCUCAAGUCCACCAUCGACCUCGCCUGCAAUGACUACAUCUCUGUCUUUGAGUUUGACAUCUUCACAAGGCUAUUCCAGCCUUGGUCGUCCCUGCUACGGAACUGGAACAGCUUGGCAGUUACUCACCCCGGCUACAUGGCCUUCCUCACAUACGAUGAGGUCAAAGCGCGGCUGCAGAAGUUUAUACACAAGCAUGGCAGUUACAUAUUCCGACUGAGCUGCACCCGGCUGGGCCAGUGGGCCAUCGGUUAUGUGACCGCAGAUGGAAACAUACUCCAGACCAUUCCCCACAAUAAACCGCUCUUCCAGGCCCUGAUAGACGGCUUCAGGGAAGGAUUCUAUUUAUUCCCAGAUGGUCGGACCCAAAACCCAGAUCUGACAGGACUGUGUGAGCCUUCACCUCAAGACCACAUCAAAGUCACACAGGAGCAAUAUGAGCUGUACUGUGAGAUGGGCUCUACGUUCCAGCUGUGUAAGAUCUGUGCCGAGAACGACAAGGAUGUGAAGAUCGAGCCCUGUGGUCAUCUCAUGUGCACCUCCUGUCUCACCGCCUGGCAGGAGUCGGAGGGUCAGGGAACAGGAUGUCCCUUUUGUCGCUGUGAGAUUAAAGGUACGGAGCCCAUUGUUGUGGAUCCUUUUGACCCCAAGGACAACAGCGGGGGCUCCUGCAGGGGCAUGUUCGGGGCUGAGGGGGCUCCUUCACCCAGCUAUGACGACGAUGACGACGACAGACUUGAAGACCCCCACCUCAUGAUGAGCAAACUCGCCUGUUCAAAGGUGGAGCGCCCCCCGUCACCCAUGUCCAUGGCUCCUCAGUCCUCUCUGCCCCCCGUGCCGCCCAGACUAGACCUCAUACCACACAGACCUCCCAACCCGCCGGGGGCCUCCAGCCCCGGGGUCACCAGUAAGGACACCGGAGAAUGA